This is a messenger RNA of Pneumocystis jirovecii RU7, 1206 nucleotides long. RefSeq lists its product as uncharacterized. NCBI's taxonomy places the organism in Eukaryota, Fungi, Ascomycota, Pneumocystomycetes, Pneumocystales, Pneumocystaceae. Gene Ontology annotation, cellular component: nucleus. Bases 1 to 1206 code for a protein of 401 amino acids. The record is from RefSeq and is a predicted model, not a curated record. The transcript is spliced from 2 exons. Gene Ontology annotation, biological process: regulation of DNA-templated transcription. Gene Ontology annotation, molecular function: DNA-binding transcription factor activity, RNA polymerase II-specific; RNA polymerase II cis-regulatory region sequence-specific DNA binding.
AUGCUUAAAUCAUGUUUGUAUUUAAAAGGAUCAUUUGGAAAAAACUAUACACUACGAAGACUAGGGACUAGUGUCUUCAGGCUAAAAGAGUGGACUUUUGAUGAACAAUCUAUUUUAUUCCGUCGAGCAUUAAUUCUAAAUCAAAAUUGGGAAAAGAUUGCAGAAGGUAUUAUAGGACAUGAUGCAGAAAGCUGUAAGAAAGAAUGGGAAAGAAUAAAUUCAAGUGAUCAACCAUCCAACCCUUAUAAAACGCCUCGAACAACUAUGAAAUUUUGGACGCCAACAGAAGUAUCUAAACUUCAUGAGUUUAUAAAUGCACAUGUACUUAAUGGGGAAUAUGAUACACUUUCUAAUCACCGUAAUCCCAUAUGGAAAGAUAUAUCUUCUUAUAUUGGUCGAAGUGCUUAUCAAUGCUAUUUGAGAUGGAAACGCACAUCGAAUCCUUCUAUUAUAAGAGGCCCAAUGACAGAUUCAGAAAAAAUAAUUAUUGAAGAAGCACAUAAGAAAUAUGGAAAUCAAUGGGAACGAAUAUCUGCAUUAGUUCCAGGACGAACAUCACUUCAAAUUGAGGUCUAUUUUCGAGAAAACAAACGAAACUUUGUUAGAAAUAAUCUUCGAUAUUCACCUAAUAUUAUUGAUGCACUCGAUCGUUUGAUAUUAACGGGUUCUUAUCGCACGUCUGAUGGAAGAAUAUCAUGGACAAAGCUUUCAAAAGAGCAUUUCCCUAAUAUUAAACCAGUACUUCUUAGAAAAGCAUGGGCACGUUAUAAUAAAAUGGGUUUUAAAAGUGAUAAAUGGACACCUGAGGAAGUAGAUAAACUUAUAAAAGCAGUAAAUAUUGUCCGAGAAUCUAAUGUUUCAUAUCAAAUUUGGAAAAUAGUAGCAAAUCUUAUACCAGGACGUACAGCAGAGUCUUGCAAAAUUAAAUAUCGUUCUGUAAGUUUUCGAAAAUCAGAUAUAACUCCAGCUCGUCGGUGGACUACUAUUGAAAACUUAAAAUUAAUUAAUACAGCACUUAUGCGGGAAUUUCGUUGGGUCAAAGUGGCUAUGGAUUUACAUUAUCCCUACAAUUUUUGUCGAGAUAAAUUUCUUAAUUUAUUAACAGAAAGAAAUACUAUAUCUGGUCAUUUAGCAAGAGAUGCAUGGUCGAGUAGAAAAAAUAAACAUUUGGAGAGCUUUCUAACCCUAGACUUAACCAAAGAUUGA